AUUCUAAUGAGUUCAUCCACUGGCUCGGCAUUUGCGUAUUGUUUAAUCACUCCGAGUCGUGCUUAAUCGCCGAGCUAGACAAGAUCCAGCAAAUCCACGAGCGCCGUGCAUCUCCUUCUCCCGUCUCCCUAGCUAGCUAAGUUCCAAGAUCCCAUCCAUGGCGGAAACCGCAGCAGUCAACGUCCUCUUCCUCUCGCUAGCCACUGCUCUCUUCUUCAUCCACCUCCUCCUCAGGAACCGGGAACGGCAGCCGCCGCGCGGCCUCCGCCUCCCUCCGAGCCCGCCGUCGCUCCCGGUGAUCGGCCACCUCCACCUCUUCAAGAAGCCCCUCCACCGCGCGCUCGCGUCCCUCGCGGCGUCCCACGGGCCCGUGCUCCUCCUCCGGUUCGGGCACUCCCGCCGCGUGCUCCACCUCACCGACCGCGCCGCCGCCGAGCAGUGCUUCACGGCGCACGACGUCGUCUUCGCCAACCGCCCGCGGCUACCUUCCGCGCGCCACCUCUCCAACGGCUACACCACGCUGGGUUCCUCCAGCUACGGGCCCAACUGGCGCAACCUCCGCCGCAUCGCCACCGUCGAGGUCCUCUCCGCGCACAGACUCCUCCGCUCCUCCCCGAUCCGCGCCGCCGAGGUCCGCGACAUGGCGCGCCGCCUCUUCUCCGAUUGGGAUUCGAAUUCGAAUUCGAGUUCGGAUAAUCCCGGGCCAGCGCGCGCGGACGUGAAGGCGCGGGCGUUCGAGCUGGCGCUGAACGUGGUGGCGCGGAUGAUCGCCGGGAAGAGGUACUACGGCGGAGGGGAGGAGGCGGAGACGGAGGAGGCGGCGGGGUUCAGGGAGAUGGUGCGGGAGUACUUCGCGAUGCACGGGGCGUCCAACCUGCAGGACUUCCUGCCGGUGCUCGGGCUGGUGGAUUUCGGGGGAGCCAAGCGGCGGGCGGUGAGGCUGUCCAGGACAAGGAACGCGUGGGCGCAGCGGCUCAUCGACGAGCGCCGGGAUGCUGCUGCCGCGGCGGAGGCGGAGGGGAGGAGGAGCCUUGACGGCAUUGGCAGGACCAUGGUCGGCGACUUGCUGGAUUUGCAGGCGUCGGAGCCGGAGGCGUACAGCGACAAGGUCAUCAGAGCUCUCUGCCUGAGCAUCCUGCAAACCGGGACGGACACGACGUCGAGCACGAUCGAAUGGGGGAUGGCGCUGCUGCUCAACCACCCGGAAACAAUGUCCAAGGCCAGAGCGGAGCUGGACGGAGCCAUCGGCACGGGGCGGCUCCUGGAGGAACCCGACCUGCCGAGCCUCCCUUUCCUCCAAUCCAUCAUCACGGAAACCCUCCGGCUCCACCCGAUCGGCCCGCUCCUGGGGCCGCACGAGUCCUCGGCGGACUGCGCCGUCGCCGGCUACCACGUCCCGGCGGGGACGAUGCUGCUCGUCAACGUGCACGCGAUGCAGAGGGACCCAAGCGUGUGGGAGGAGCCGGAGAGGUUCCGGCCGGAGAGGUUCGAGGAGCCCGGCGGCGAGGGGGGGAAGUGGAUGCUGCCGUUCGGGAUGGGCCGGCGGCGGUGCCCCGGCGAGGCGCUUGGCGUGAAGGUCGUCGGGCUCGCGCUGGGCACUCUCGUGCAGUGCUUCGAGUGGAGGAGGGUUGGGGAAGAAGAGGUGGACUUGACGGAAGGGUCCGGACUCACCAUGCCCAUGGCCGUGCCGUUGGAGGCUCUGUACUGGCCUCGGGAAGAGAUGGCGUCGGUGCUAAGGGCGCUUUAGUGUUUUCUUUUUCUUUUUCAAAUGGUGCUCAUUUUUCAAAUAAAUAAAUAAAAUGGUGCUCAUUGCUCGUUCUUGGAA
This is a messenger RNA of Brachypodium distachyon (stiff brome), 1825 nucleotides long. Its product is annotated as isoflavone 3'-hydroxylase. Gene Ontology annotation, molecular function: heme binding; oxidoreductase activity, acting on paired donors, with incorporation or reduction of molecular oxygen; monooxygenase activity. The transcript has 2 exons. Bases 158 to 1747 code for a protein of 529 amino acids. The record is from RefSeq and is a predicted model, not a curated record. Lineage: Eukaryota; Viridiplantae; Streptophyta; Magnoliopsida; Poales; Poaceae.